CUCUGAAUUUCAUUUAAAGAGGAUAUCAAGAAAGGGAAUAAGCUUAUUUGAAGUGUGUAAUUCACUAAUUUCCCAAUAUUGGUGAUGAAGUUGCUUUCUUGGAAAAUCUAUCUAGUCAAGGUAUUAGACUGGCCACACAAAGGCGCUCCCAUACUCUCCCAAAGACCAAUGCCAUCACUUCUUCCGCAAAAAGACCAAUGCAAUCACCUUUCCCUCACAGAAAUAGGAAGUUGAUUUUUGACAUAGCGGAGACAAUGUUUCUUAUUCUGUUUUCGUUUUCACUUAAGCAUGGUCAUUACAGGUAUCUGUAUGCAACCAGGGCCAUCUUACCUCCAGCCAAAUGGGAUUGAAAUUUUCGAAGCAGGGGCCAGGGAAGGCUGGACGCGCAAGUUUACUCCAUGACCAGCUUUCACUGGUUAAAUAUCUCACCCAGAGCUCUUAUAUUCGCACUUGGGUAUCCAAGCAUUGGAGGAGGAUGCUUGUUGGUGGGUAUGAUCUUGACAUGUCAUAUAUUACAGAUCGUCUGUUAGCAAUGUCAUUCCCUUCAGAACGUGUGCGAGCAAUGUAUCGUAAUCCUCUAUGGCAGGUUAAAUCUGUGCUGGAUAUGAGGCACCAAGUGCAUUAUAAGAUCUUUAAUUUAUGCAUAGAAGAAUCUUAUGAUCCAUCACAUUUUCAUGGUCGUGUCGAGAGAUAUCCUUUUGAUGAUAACCACGUCCCUCCUCUUCAAAUCAUCAAACUUUUUUGUGAGAGCGUGCAUUCAUGGUUAUCACUUGACCCAAAAAAUAUUGCAGUUAUACAUUGCAUGGCAGGGAAAGGUCGUACAGGCUUGAUGGUGUGUGCCUACCUUGUUUACUCUGGUAUGUUGGCGGAGGAGGCACUCCAGUUAUAUGCACUUAAACGAACCACCAACAAUGAAGGGGUAUCAAUACCAAGUCAACGCCGUUAUGUGGGUUACUGGGCCAAUGUACUUGGUUUUCCCAGGUUAGUUGGUAAUGUCCCUCCUGAAGUGAACUUGCCUCCAGUAUGUAGCAGAGAAUUGCGGCGAAUUCGACUUUAUGACAUAGUUGAUACUGCCUCUGUCUUUUUCGUGGUAUCAGAGUUGCAAAAGAUUCCUGAUCACCUAUACCGUCCAUCAGUGGAAGUUUCCAAGGGUUGCUGCAGACCAAUUAAGAAAGGAUAUCAGAGAAAUAACAGCCCAAGAUACUAUAUCUCGUUUGUUGAAGAUGAUGGACAAGGGACAAAGUCAGCGCUAGAAGAACCACAUGUUGUAGUUCAAAUGGACACUGAGAGUCCCAUGCUUUACAAAAAGACCUGCCUUGACUAUUAUUUCGAUAAACCUAUACGGGUGACUGGAGAUGUGCGUGCCAUAUUCUAUGAGAAAAUGUUCGGAGGGCGUCUUUUCUAUUCCUGCUUCAAUACAGCUUUCAUAAAAAAUAGCUUACUGCAGUUAUCUCUUCGAGAUUUGGAUAAGGUUGGGAAUAAAGGUAGAGCAAUAUGUGGGUCUGAAUUCUGCUUGGAGUUGCUGUUUGGUCCUGCAAAUCCUAGCGGCUCACUGGUGCCUGAUGAUGAUAAUUCCAAUGAUGAGCUAUUCUGAAGUGUAAGUCAUUGUUAAAGAGAGAUA
This is a messenger RNA of Tripterygium wilfordii, 1621 nucleotides long. RefSeq names its product phosphatidylinositol 3,4,5-trisphosphate 3-phosphatase and protein-tyrosine-phosphatase PTEN1-like. NCBI's taxonomy places the organism in Eukaryota, Viridiplantae, Streptophyta, Magnoliopsida, Celastrales, Celastraceae. Gene Ontology annotation, molecular function: protein tyrosine phosphatase activity; phosphatidylinositol-3,4,5-trisphosphate 3-phosphatase activity. Bases 341 to 1594 code for a protein of 417 amino acids. Gene Ontology annotation, cellular component: cytosol. Gene Ontology annotation, biological process: phosphatidylinositol dephosphorylation. The transcript is spliced from 7 exons. The record is from RefSeq and is a predicted model, not a curated record.